Molecule: messenger RNA, 1674 nt
Organism: Knipowitschia caucasica
Lineage: Eukaryota; Metazoa; Chordata; Actinopteri; Gobiiformes; Gobiidae
Source: the annotation of a GenBank genome assembly
AUGUCAUCCACUGAGAAGAAAGAGUCCAGUAACUCCCGGACAGAGGGCAGUAGGACCAACAGCAGCAGCCAGAGGAGGAAGCGCAGACGCAGUAGAAGCCGUUCGUCCUCUUCAUCGUGCUCCUCUUCCUCGUCUUCUUCCUCCUCCUCGUCUUCUUCCUCUUCCUCGUCUUCCUCCUCUGCUCAGCGCUCCAGCAGCAGCAGACGCAGCAGGUCCAGCAGCAGCAGCAGUAGUCCUGACUCCCGGAAGGGGGAAGAGAGGAGACGAGAGGAGGAAGAGAGGAGACGAGAGGAGGAAGAGAGGAGACGAGAGGGGGAAGAGAGGAGACGAGAGGGGGAAGAGAGGAGAGACGAGAGGGGGGAAGAGAGGAGACGAGAGGGGGAAGAGAGGAGACGAGAGGGGGAAGAGAGGAGACGAGAGGGGGAAGAGAGGAGACGAGAGGGGGAAGAGAGGAGACGAGAGGGGGAAGAGAGGAGACGAGAGGAGGAAGAGAGGAGACGAGAGGGGAAGAGAGGGAGACGAGAGGGGAAGAGAGGAGACGAGAGGAGGAAGAGAGAGAGAGGAGACGAGGGGGAAGAGAGGAGACGAGAGGGGAAGAGAGGAGACGAGAGGGGGAAGAGAGGAGACGAGAGGGGGAAGAGAGGAGACGAGAGGGGGAAGAGAGGAGACGAGAGGGGGAAGAGAGGAGAGGGGAGAGGAGGAAGAGGAGGAGAGAGAGGAGGAAGAGAGGAGACGAGAGGGGGAAGAGAGGAGACGAGAGGGGGAAGAGAGGAGACGAGGGGGGGAAGAGAGGAGACGAGAGGGGGAAGAGAGGAGACGAGAGGGGGAAGAGAGGAGACGAGAGGAGGAAGAGAGGAGACGAGAGGGGAAGAGAGGAGACGAGAGGGGAAGAGAGGAGACGAGAGGGGAGGGGAGACGAGAGGGGAAGAGGAGGGAAGAGAGGAGGAAGAGAGGAGGACGAGAGGGGAAGAGAGGAGACGAGAGGGGGAAGAGAGGAGACGAGAGGGGGAGAGAGAGAGAGGACGAGAGGGGGAGAGAGAGGGACGAGGGGAGACGAGAGGGGAGAGAGAGGGAGAGAGAGGGGACGAGAGGGGAAGAGAGGAGACGAGAGGGGAAGAGAGGAGACGAGAGGAGGAAGAGAGGAGACGAGAGGGGGAAGAGAGGAGACGAGAGGGGAAGAGAGGAGACGAGAGGGGGAAGAGAGGAGACGAGAGGGGGAAGAGAGGAGACGAGAGGGGGAAGAGAGGAGACGAGAGGGGGAAGAGAGGAGACGAGAGGGGGAAGAGAGGAGACGAGAGGGGGAAGAGAGGAGACGAGAGGAGGAAGAGAGGAGACGAGAGGGGGAAGAGAGGAGACGAGGGGGAAGAGAGGAGACGAAGGGGGAAGAGAGGAGACGAGAGGAGGAAGAGAGGAGACGAGAGGAGGAAGAGAGGAGACGAGAGGAGGAAGAGAGGAGACGAGAGGAGGAAGAGAGGAGACGAGAGGGGGAAGAGAGGAGACGAGAGGAGGAAGAGAGGAGACGAGAGGGGAAGAGAGGAGACGAGAGGGGGAAGAGAGGAGACGAGAGGAGGGGAAGAGAGAGGAGAGAGAGAGGAGGAGGGGAAGAGAGGAGACGAGAGGGGGAAGAGAGGAGACGAGAGGAGGAAGAGAGGAGACGAGAGGGGGAAACAGUGA